This is a messenger RNA of Pygocentrus nattereri (red-bellied piranha), 2162 nucleotides long. It is a transcript of the gene rgs14b, whose product is annotated as regulator of G protein signaling 14b. Lineage: Eukaryota; Metazoa; Chordata; Actinopteri; Characiformes; Serrasalmidae. Gene Ontology annotation, molecular function: GTPase activator activity. The transcript is spliced from 16 exons. The coding region runs from base 8 to 1915 and encodes 635 amino acids. Gene Ontology annotation, biological process: signal transduction. The record is from RefSeq and is a predicted model, not a curated record.
UUCCAGCAUGGACGCUUCUGUUUCUUUCCACCACCAUCAAAAUUUCACUCUCCCUUCCAGGGAAAAGAGAGCUAUGCGCUUCCAAGAAAUAACAAGAGGCUUCUCUCACUUUGGCCUACGUGCUUCUCUACGUAGACGACUGGGCAGACACAACACAUUCACAGAGAGCAGACCACUCACCCUCACUAAGACACUGGCUGUUUCAGAUGGAGAGCUGAAUGUACUGGAGCCGGAGAAGCGUGCAGGCACACACUGCUCCAACAGUAACUCCAGCCUGCCCAGUGUGCCCAGUGGCAGGGCCAGUGGAGUGGGUCAGGUGGCCAGUUGGGCUGUCAACUUCGAGAGGCUGCUAGAAGAUCCGCUGGGAGUGCGUUACUUCACAGCAUUUCUGAAGUCAGAGGUCAGUGUGGAGAAUAUCCUCUUCUGGCUCGCGUGUGAGAAUUUCCGCAAGAUACCUGCCAGUAAUACUGAUCAGCUAAGCAGGGAGGCUCUCUCAAUCUACAACAGUUACCUGUCCGACAGUGCAACCACUCCUAUUAAUAUUGAUGACAGAGUUCGAGUAGAAGAAAAGGACAUCCAAAACCCUCAGCCGGAUGUCUUUCAGAAGGCUCAGCAACAGAUCUUCAAGCUGAUGAAGUUUGACAGCUACACUCGCUUUGUGCGCUCACAGCUCUAUCAGAAUUGCAUGCUGGCUAAUGUAGAGGGCAGGCCUCUGCCGGAGCCUGGUCAGCGUACCAAACUGCCCAUCACCACUAGACACAGCAGCCCCUUAACCAGAGAACAGCCCAAGCCUGAGCAAAAACCUAAAGAGAAGUUGAAGGUAAAGCUUGGCAAGACCGCAGCAGGGGAAGCUGAUGAUGUGAUAGAGAGGAGGAAAGGCCCUCUGCAGGGGAAGAUAGGCUGGGAGAAGCGCAAAGAGAAGAGAGGAUCAUGGGGAGAGUCACAGAUUAUUGUGAAGCCUGGAUCAUCUUACAAUGCAGAGUUAGUGGCUCGCUCUGCUGACAGUUCAGCAAAGACGGGGGCUGAUAAGUACUGCUGCGUGUACCUGCCCGAUGGCACAGCCUCGCUGACCCCUGCCCGGCCUGGUCUCACUAUUCGUGGCAUGUUGACGGGCUUGUGUGAGAAAAGAGGUCUUCCUCUCUCUGACAUCUUUAUCUACCUGCAGGGCAAAGAUAAGCAGCCCCUAUCUCUGGAACAAGAUAGCUCAAUGUUGCAGGACCAGCAAGUGUAUCUAGAGCUACGGGUGACUUUUGCUGUGGAGGUGGCAUUCACAGGUAAACAGAUAGCUAUCAUGGUGAAAUCCAAUAAGACUCUCCAGGAGGCACUGGCCUCAGUGCUCCAAAAGCACCGCCUCCGCCCACAGGACACCAUCAUCACCAUGAAAGAAAGCAAAGAGCCUAUAAACAUGAACACAAUCGUCACCAACCUGGCCAACAAGACACUAACCCUAGACAGCAUAAAAGGUGUUGACCAGGGCCUCAGCUCGAAGGCAACUCCAGUUCCUGCUCUUCAGGCACGCAGAGGUGCGGUUGAUAUUGACAUGAGCCCCUCAGGAGUCUACAGAUCAAAUCCUAAACAGAAGAACCCUAUUGUGCGGAGAACUUAUGAUAUGGAAGGGCUAGUGGAGCUACUGAAUCGAGCUCAGUGCUGCAGUGCUGAUGACCAGCGAGGUCUCCUGAGCAAAGAGCACCUGAUGCUGCCUCAGUUCCUCCAGCUCCCCCUGGAGGAGACAGAGGAAGAGGAGCAACAGGUGGAAGACCAAUUGAGUUCACUGGAAGAAACCAACUCCAAUAUGUCUUCACUAGAAGGAGACUCCACAGAUUCCCCCAUGUCUUCACUCUGCUCCACAGGGCCAGGAGACAGGAAAAGAUCUGAAAACCAGUGUUCUAACCCUGCCCGGGAAACUGUUGUAUGAACUUUAGCGAACAAUGUGCCCAAAUGGAUGUCUAAUUUCAGACUACUUGCACUGAACAUGGAGAUUGCUUCAGGAAUGUGAAUCUCUAGAGAAGGUGGACACUUGGAUGUGUGAAGACCUUUUUGGACUUUGGAGGAUGUUGUAAGAUGUUUACAGUUGAUGUGAUGUGGUACAGUGUUAAUGUUCAGUUGAUUGUAUUUAUUUUAAAACAUAUCAUAAUGUCAAAUAUAUUCUUUGCUUUAAUGAA